AAAAUUUCAAGGUUUUUUUUUUGAAGAUUCCACGGGUUUUGUACGGCUUCUUGAAUGAUAAAUUGGUUUGAUAACGAGUGAUUUUAGAGGGAAAAGUCAAAUCUUCAGUUAUAACAUUGUCUCGUGACUAUUUUUAGUGGAAUGACUCGUUUUCAAGAUGAAUAAGCAUUCAAUAAAAAUGUUGAAUUCGCGGAUGAUUUAACGAUUUCAAUUGUCAGAACACUUCCUCAAUUCAAUUUUCAUUAGCAGCAAGAGAUUAGUAUCUCCUCCACUUUGAUAAAGAGACUGAAAUGUGAAAACUUUAAAGUUUUACGGUUUUUUAAAUGUGAAGAUUGCGCGAGUUUUGUACGUCUUCUUGAAUGAUAAAUUGUUUUGAUAACACGUGAUUUUAGAGAAAAACAUCAAAUCUUCAGUUAUAAUAAUGUCUCGUUACUAUGUCUCGUGGAAUCACUCGUUGUCCAGAUGAAUAAAUAAUAAAGCAUUCGAUAGAAAUGUAGAAUUCGCGGAUGAUUUAACGAUUUCAACUGCGAGAGCACUUCCUCAAUUAAAUUUCCAUUAAUCCCAGGAGAUUAUUAUCUCCUCCACUUCGAUAAAGUGUCUAAAAUGUGAAAACUUCGAGUGAAAAAUAAUUUCAGUGAAUUUCGUAAACAAAAAAGAAAUAAGGAAAUAAUAUUUUGAUUUAUCCUUCCACCGGUAUCAGCUCCAACUGCCGAUCUCUGCGGAUAUUCCACGUGUCACGUUGACGUAUUAUGUAACGAAGGAAUGAAAAACAGCGACGAACACUUAUUCGAUUAGUAUGGCGAGGCACAAAGCCAAAUCAACAAGGAAUAUCAAAAAACUGUGAUAAAAAUUGAUUGGAGUCACCUUGCAAUAGUCUCAAUUUCAGGCGAUUAUUAUUUAUUUGUUAUUUAUCUUCGGCGGAGGGAGCUCAAGGUGACAAUGCGAAGGACAGGGCACGAGACUAUCGUUAUAGUUUGCCUGAUAAUUGUCACUGUUACGGUAGGGACGGAAGGUUGUGACGAGGGAUGGGAGAAAAUCGAGGGGGUGAAACCGGAGACAUUCACCGCGGUGAAGACUCUCUAUGUGGGGGAAAACUCCCAGGGAAUCGUGACAAUCUGUUUUGACAGAUGUUUGAACUCGACCAACUGCAUGUCAUUCCUGAUAGACUUCGACCGGAGUGUCUGCGCUAGUAUAGAAUCCCUGAGUGACGAUUUUGAGCCGGCGGAGAAUUUCACUCUCUACCAAAAAAUAUGCCUGAAAGUGCCCCCGGCGUGCAGUGCGAACAGGCUGUGGCAGGUCGAGAGGACCUUGGGUGCGGUGCUGAUUGAUACGAGGUAUCUCUCACCGCCGGAAGUUUUUUCACGCAGUCAGUGCUACCAGAAAUGCAUUGAUGCAGCUCCAAACUGCAAAUCCGCGCAAUUCCGAACGAGUCACCCUCUGGCUGUGGGUGAUUCCGAGGGCCUCUGCACCCUUCUGACGAUCGAGAGAAGCGUGAGACCACAAUCUUACAGAGCCUCGAUGUACCGGGAUGAGUACUUGGAGCCGCAGUGCCAUAAUCUUUCAAGUUACGACUUUUGCUCGUACGCGGAGAUUAAGAAUCAAACUCUGCCAUAUGCGGACUUGAAGAUCCAAGGACUGGGGGCAAAACAGUGCGAAGCACGAUGUAACGCCAGUAGAGACGGAUUCAUCUGCCGAGCUUUCACGCUCGCUAAUUCAACGGGUCAUGGAGAAAAUUCUUCAACGUGUUUGCUGCAUUCUCAUGAUACGAUAAGCACAGGCGUCAGUGCGCUCGUAAAGAGGGCACAUGUAAUCUAUAAAGAACGAGAGCCCUGUUUAAACCUUAAAGUCUCCUGCACGAACGAGAGUUUAGUUAUAGAAUUAGAGACUCAAGAGCCAUUUACGGGCCGUCUCUACGCAAGUGGUUACAGUGAGACUUGUGACGUCCAAGGGAUUGGGAAGAACAAGACUGUUCUGACACUGAAGAUCCCCGACGAGAAGGAAUUGGAUAGGGGAAACGUCAACUGUGGGAUCACUCCCGCUUAUGCCGUUGAAUCAGAUAAUCAGACACGAGCGGCCAUCUGGGUGACCCUUGUCGUACAAUUUAAUCCGAUAAUCCAACGACUGGGCGAUCAAUCCGUGAGGGUUGGUUGCACAUUGGAUAGUGGGGAAAUACCACUGCCCAGGAAUGUCACUGUGGAGACUGGUUACGGAUUUUCAAGUCCUGAUGCUGGAGUUCCACCUCUGACUGCGACAAUAUUCAACACGACAUCCCCUCCAAUCUUGACGAUGAAGAUUGUUGACGAAAGCAUGAACGAAAUUUCCUUCGCGGAUUUGGGGCAGCGUCUGGUGUUGAGGAUAGAAAUUUACCCUCCGGGCGGACCCUACGACAUCACUGCUAGACAUCUAGUAGCCAGCAGUGCUUCCGGGGACCAAUCUAUUCUCCUUCUGGACGAAAUUGGCUGCCCCGUUGAUCCUCAAGUGUUCCCCGCAAUGAUCAAAGACCCCUCUGACAAUAAAUCAUUGAUUUCAACCUUUACAGCCUUCAAGUUUCCAAGGAGCUCGCGGGUCAGGUUCAAUGCGGUUGUUAAGUUCUGCAUAAACGAAUGUGAACCGACCAAGUGUCGAAAUUCAGUCGUAUCAUACGGAAGACGCAGACGAUCGGUUAACGAUGUCAUCCCCCUGGAAAGCCCUGAGGACCCCGCCCCGGAGGAGCUCCCACUGGAUGCCUCCAUCAUAGUAAGAGAUGCGUCAAUUGCCGCUGUUCCCCUGCGAUCUGGCAACAAACCAGACACCGUUUUAAUCGCCGGAGAUCAAUCUCAGGAUCGACUACUUUGUGUGGAGGCGGCCCUCGCUCUGGGUCUCUUAAUACUCUGGCUCAUAGUGCAAAUUCUCCUGACGAUCAGCUGCAUUUACGUCAUCCGGAGGUAUCGGCGAUUAGCGAGAAAAGCUGAAGAGGAUCGCGCAGACGUGUUGGCGCGUCAUCUCUACGGAAUUCACGGAGGGAAUUUCGAAAUAGCCAGGAGAGUCAGGUGGGCCGACCACAACGGAUCGUCCAUUAGUUAACGAUCCGAAGAUCGUUCGUUAUCCAAAGAUUUCUAUGACUGUUGAAUAGUGUAAUUUUUGGAAAGAUAAAUGUCUCUGUGCGCGUUUAAAUGUCAUGAGCAUCUGACAUUUCAAUCGUUUUGGCAGUCUCGAGAACUAUCAAGAGAGAGAACUAUCAAGAGUUCAAAAUGAUCGGAUUAUUAUUAUUAUCGGAUUAUUAUUCGAUCGGAGUAAUUAUUUUGAUCAAUAAAGAAAGUUGCAGACAGCAA
Diachasma alloeum is the source of this 3311-nucleotide messenger RNA. RefSeq lists its product as uncharacterized. Bases 940 to 3063 code for a protein of 707 amino acids. The record is from RefSeq and is a predicted model, not a curated record. Lineage: Eukaryota; Metazoa; Arthropoda; Insecta; Hymenoptera; Braconidae. The transcript has 13 exons.